GCGUGGUCUGUACACAGUCGUUUCUGUUUGCGAGUGAGGGCGGAAGUGCGCUGAUAGUUCACUCAAAGGAGAUCCCUUCUUGGAGUCUUUAAGUUUGCAGCCGUGACGAGAGACACAGCAGGUUGUUUUGGAACAUGCAGAACGUUAUAAAUUCCGUAAAAGGCACCGCACUGGGAGUGGCUGAGUUUUUGACACCAGUAUUGAAGGAGUCCAAAUUUAAGGAAACUGGAGUUAUUACACCAGAAGAGUUUGUGGCUGCUGGAGAUCACCUGGUCCAUCACUGUCCCACCUGGAAAUGGUCAACAGGAGAAGAGGCAAAAGUAAAACCUUAUUUACCAAAGGAGAAGCAAUUCUUACUAACUCGUAAUGUACCAUGCUACAAGCGUUGUAAGCAGAUGGAGUACUCUGAUGAGAUGGAGGCCAUUAUUGAAGAGGAUGACGGAGAUGGAGGCUGGGUGGACACCUACCAUAACAUAGGUGUAUCAGGUAUGACUGACGCAGUGCGAGAAAUCACACUGGACAAUAAAGACAAUGUCAACAUGAAUGUGCAUGUGGGUGCAUGCGGGAACGACGAAAACGACGAUGACGACGACGAAGAGGCAGCUGACAUGGAAGAGUACGAGGAAAGUGGCCUUUUGGAGACCGAUGAGGCGACCUUAGACACCAGCAAAGUGCUGGAAGUGAGCAAAUCGAAAGUGGACCCUGGUGGCGAGGAUGUCAUUCUGCAGACACGGACCUAUGACCUCUACAUCACCUACGACAAGUAUUAUCAGACUCCGCGUCUCUGGCUCUUCGGCUAUGAUGAGGAUCGGCAGCCCCUGACCGUCGACCAAAUGUAUGAAGACAUCAGCCAGGACCAUGUGAAGAAGACGGUCACCAUCGAGAACCACCCACACCUGCCCCCUCCAGCCAUGUGUUCUGUACAUCCCUGCAGGCACGCAGAAGUGAUGAAGAAGAUCAUCGAGACGGUGGCAGAGGGCGGAGGAGAGCUGGGAGUUCACAUGUAUCUCCUGAUCUUCCUGAAGUUCGUCCAAGCCGUCAUUCCCACCAUAGAGUACGACUACACCCGGCACUUCACCAUGUAACCUGCACGCGGCAAGGUGGGGCCCCACCGCGGCUCUGCACGGCCGUGCUGCUGCUCACCUCACACCCAUCUCCAGUUCGCCGUUUCUUUCCUGGAUUCACUUUCGGAACGUUUUGGGUCAUUGGGAUUUUCAGGAACUCCUUGCAUGGGGAUUCAGAUCGUUCCGGAAAUCAAGGCCGAUGGGUAUAUUUUAUGUUUGUAUUCAGAUUCACAACAAGCAAAUUACAUGCAUAUUCUGCAGCUUUAUCUGGUGAAAUGAUUCAUCUGAGCUCUAGCAUGGAAAAACUUCUACACCGUCCCCAGUAAGUAGAUUCAUUAAUAGGAAUCCGGGUUCCAGAUUGUGAACAAAAAGCUACAUUGUACUUCGCAGCCAUUCUGCCUAAUCUGCCUCAGAAUUUUAGGUGAAUGUUUUUAAAUCCUCUUUUGCUUCAUUCUUUUGAAACCUCUUCAUAAGCAUAUGUGAUCGCUCCUCCUUUCCUGUCUCUGCAACAUUUAUUGCGUAAAGCUUUUACUGCGAGCAAAAUAGGUUAAACUUCGUGCAGGUCGCAGCAUCUGUGGCUGGGGAUGAUGGGUGUCCUUAAAUGUUAUAGUGUAAUUGGGAGUGAUUGGAUGGGUUCCGGGUCUCCCCCAGAGUCACGGAUUUCAUGUUCUUUAACAGGGUGUGCUCCUACCUCCAGUGUCUUUUAACCGCCAGUGCUGCUGGAACUAAACUGCAAUAUGUGUCAAUCGCCCCAACUCUUCUGAUAUCAGCACCAUCGUUUUUCAGCAGCCGUUUGGAGCCGUAACUACGUGCAACUGUCAUCUAUAGCAAUUAAGAUGUAAAGCUUCGGUUUGGAGUUAGAAUAUGCACUUUUGGUCUAGUAAUUAAAAAAAUAACAGCCUCUCUUUCAGGAGUUGUGGCUGGCCCAUCAAUUUGAACCUUAAAGCGUGAUUGCUUCUCUGUGUUCGUAAAGCUUACAAAACGCCUUUAGAACCGUGUCACAAAAUAUGUUACUCGUAUAUUACUCGUAUUCCGGUAUAUGUCACAAAGUCAUGUGUGCCUGUAUAUUUUAAGAAAAAAAGAUGUCGAUGUUAUACGUUUAACAAAAAAAACAUGAAAACUGAAUGCACUUAAAGUGCAGUGUGAUGUGACGCUGCAGUUCGCUGCAGGCCCGCGUGCGUUAUGCAGUCGGAGAAAUGAGGGUUUUCUCUACACGAGUAUCUCCAAUACCUUAUUUAAAAUAUGCAAUUAAGUAUUUCUAAAUUUUUAAAUACUUACCUUGCCAUUAUACGUUUUAAUUGGGAAAAAUACGUGCAUAAUUAAGACUGUUAACGUUAACUGAUUACAAACGAAAAAUUUCGACAUCUUCACAUUUAUUAUACCAUAUGGCGGCUAAUCAGGUUGUUCUGUUAGCUAAGUCGUCUGUAUGUUCGUGUGGAGCUUUACGGAAAUGUAAGUUGUGCGUCAAAAUGUAUAAGACGCUUCGUGUGAAGAUUCUUAUUUUGCUCUCAGUUUCCUAUCGGCUUCAUUUUUCAUUAAAUGACUGGCUUGCAUCGUAAUUCCCGAUGUACGCGUACACGCGCGCUCCUGGUGUUUGCCUUGUCUGUGACUGUCGUCUGUGGAGGGGGGGAGUCUUGAAUGUUUUACUACAUAUAAAUAAAAGUCUCAGAAACAGUGUUUCUGUUCAUAAUUGCGGAAA
This is a messenger RNA of Brienomyrus brachyistius, 2763 nucleotides long. RefSeq names its product autophagy related 3 (gene atg3). The record is from RefSeq and is a predicted model, not a curated record. Bases 135 to 1085 code for a protein of 316 amino acids. Gene Ontology annotation, cellular component: cytoplasmic ubiquitin ligase complex; cytosol. Lineage: Eukaryota; Metazoa; Chordata; Actinopteri; Osteoglossiformes; Mormyridae. Gene Ontology annotation, biological process: nucleophagy; autophagy of mitochondrion; autophagosome assembly. Gene Ontology annotation, molecular function: Atg8-family ligase activity. The transcript has 12 exons.